AUCAUAUGACUGUGCAUAGCACAUGACUGUAAAGAGCUAAGAGAUGACCUCAGAUGAUUGACAGCAGGCACGGCCCAAUCAGCGAUCCGGAAUUGAAUUUAGUAGCCAUCGUGUAGCAGACGUAGUUCGCGUCCCUGCAGAGACGGUGGGUGAAGGAGGGAGUCGUUGGAUCAAAGUGCAGCAACUAUGAAUUGGGUCCAGGUGCUGUUACUUUGCAAGUUGUGGCUGACUGCUGAUGCUAUUAUUAGAAUUCCACUGACAAAAUUCAAGUCAGUGCGCCAAUCCCUGACUGACGUUGCAGGUUCCAUUGACGGUCUUGUUACUGCUGGACAGCAUGGGAAUGAGAAGUACACAGUGUUCCCGGGAAAGAAAGGCGAGACUCCGGAGAUCCUCACAAACUACCUGGAUGCCCAGUAUUACGGCCAGAUUGGCAUUGGCACACCACCACAGCUGUUCACGGUGGUCUUCGACACUGGAUCGUCCAACCUGUGGGUCCCAUCAUCCCACUGCUCCUUCUUGGACAUUGCAUGUUGGAUUCAUCAUAAGUACAAAUCGGAUGCAUCUAGCACGUAUGUGAAGAAUGGAACAAAGUUUUCUAUUCGCUAUGGAAGUGGGAGCCUCUCUGGUUUCCUCAGCCAGGACGUUUUAACUAUUGGUGACAUGAAAACCCCAAAGCAGAUCUUCGCUGAGGCAGUUAAACAGCCUGGGUUGACUUUCAUUGCCGCAAAAUUCGAUGGGAUCCUCGGCAUGGCCUACCCAACAAUUUCUGUUGAUGGUGUCCUGCCUGUGUUUGAUAACAUGAUGAAACAGAAACUAUUGGAAAAAGAUAUCUUCUCCUUUUACCUGAACAGGAAUACAAGCACUCAGCCUGGAGGUGAACUGCUGCUGGGAGGCAUUGACCCCAAGUACUACACUGGAGACUUGCACUAUGUGAAUGUCACACGCCAGGCCUAUUGGCAAAUAAAAAUGGAUCAGGUAUCUGUAGGAAGUCAGCUGACCCUGUGCAAGGGAGGUUGCCAGGCUAUAGUGGAUACAGGAACAUCGCUCAUUGUUGGGCCUGUGCAAGAGAUUGAAGCCCUUCAGAAGGUCAUUGGUGCGCUGCCCAUCAUUCGGGGAGAGUAUAUGAUCGACUGUGCAAAGAUUCCAACUCUUCCCAUUAUCACCUUUACGCUGGGAGGCAAGAAGUUCUCACUGACUGGGGAGGACUACGUGAUGCAGAUCACUAAGUUUGGAAGGACUAUAUGCCUCAGUGGAUUCCUGGCCAUGGACAUCCCACCUCCUAUUGGGCCGCUCUGGAUCUUGGGCGAUGUCUUCAUUGGCCGCUAUUACAGCGUCUUUGACCGUGCCAGCAACCGUGUGGGCUUUGCUGCAGCAGUGUAAAGCAUUCUCUGAAUCUGAGGCAAUAUCCUGUUUUCCUUUGUCUGAUUUCAGGCUGUCUGUAGCUUGGCUGCUACUAGUGCCCUACUCUCCCAACACCACACCUCCAUGACCCUUGCCCCUCUGAAUGAACUUCAAUAGGUCUGGUGACAUUGGCCACUGAUCCCUUGGUCAGCACUGAUUAUCUAAAUCCAAUAUAUCAAAGAGCUGAAACUCCGGGCAGCCAAGUUAUUUUUGGGCAAACUUUUGGGUAAACUUGCUGCUCUUGUACAAAGCACCCCUGCCACCUCCCAACACUUCUGACCCCACUUUUGUUAGAGGUGAGAACCAUUCUCCUUGAACCAUUAAUGUCUGAUGAUGAUGCAUUUGGCUUCCUCUCUACCUUCCCCAUUCUGUCCCAGUCACUGCUAGUUACCUAGUGCCUGAUGAUGCUGCAUGGUGAACCUACCCAGCCAUUUGCCCUGGUUUGGUCAGACAGAUCUGAGUCCCUGGAAUACGUUGUCUACCAAGCUUGCAUUUAGCUGUGGUUGUUGCAGAUACUUGUCUCAGUGCCCAUGCUGUGCCUGUUUUAAUCUUUCUUGGAUACAAUGGUUUUGGGGAUAAGGCACUAAGCAGUUGGAGGUUAUUGAUUGCAUCUCCAUCAGGAAUUUGGUUGGGGGGUGGGGAGCAUGGGGGGGAAGGUGUCUUUAAUUUCUGUGACAACAAAAUCUAAAUUAAAAGUAAUGGUUUAGCCUUGUUUAGUAAUGCUUUCUGUAUAUACCUGUAUGUAGAGUUUACUGCAGACUGCUCAAUGUUGUGGGUUUCAAAACAAGGGCUGAAAUGAUGUGCGGGUGCGUCCUUGGCAUGGUAUGGGAAUAAAUAAAUAUUUCCUCCUGAGGAUGGAAACAGAAUUCAUUUUGUCUCUGUAAAUUCCCUUUUAACAAUCCAGGACCUACAAUAUUCUGCACAGUCCUCUACUCCUGGGAGAGUGGCCAUGUCCCCAUCCUGCACACCAGUUACUUUCUCCCUGUCCUUGCCAGCUGUUUGUUCAUUUGGGCUUGAAGUUUUAAUGGAACUGCAUCUAACAUCAAGUACCUUGUGUUUGAUGUUUUUGGAUAAGUACUAAAAUUAAGCCUAUUUAACCUGUGGAAUAAAUAAUCAUUACAGUAUUUCACUUGCACCAUUAGAGGCUAGUUUAACAAAAAAAAAUCACAGUUGGAAGUCUGCAACAUGGGCAGGCCAUUCAGCCCAACAAGUCGAUGCUAGUGUUUAAGCUCUACAUUGGCCAUCUUCCACCCAUGUUCAUCUUGUCCUUGUCCCAUUCUUGUCCUUGUCCAACUUUUCAAAUCCACCUCCAUGAUUUUUCCCAUCCAUUCCCAGUGGAGUGAAUUCCACAAUCUCACCACUCUAGAAAGGUUUCUCUUAAAUUCCCACUGAAUUUGAGUGGUUUUCUUUUUAUUGUAAUAGUUCCUAGUUCUAUCCUUUUUUCCCCUCUCCUCUCACAUAUAAAAAAUCUUUGCCUAUAAUCUUUUAACCCUCUUUGAUUUGACUGUAACAUCCAUGGAGAAAACCUGUGACAUAGUUCUCACUUAAACAACUAGGGUUUUGAUUGUAUUUAAAAUUAAAAGAAUAAAAUGAAGUUUGUUCUUGUGCUAAGAGUUA
Molecule: messenger RNA, 3018 nt
Organism: Pristis pectinata (smalltooth sawfish)
Lineage: Eukaryota; Metazoa; Chordata; Chondrichthyes; Rhinopristiformes; Pristidae
Product: cathepsin D-like
Exons: 9
Coding region: 187-1380 (397 amino acids)
Biological process (GO): proteolysis
Molecular function (GO): aspartic-type endopeptidase activity
Source: RefSeq, a predicted model, not a curated record